GUUAUUUAUUUUAUUUUUAAGUUUUGUGAUUGACGUUUACACCAAAUUCAAACAAAUAAUGCGGAUAAGUGUAAAAUAAACCGAAAGUUGAUUUUAUAAUAAUCAUAAAGAAUCGGUAGAUAUGCUAAGGAUAAUUUAUCAUACGUAUAACGAAGAAGCAGCUCGAUGGACAGCUUUAAUAAUUUUUUUAACCACAACGUUUGUAUCGAUUACUUUUAGUUUCCUCUCUGGAGUGUUCCUAUUAAUUUGCUAUGUCAGUGGAUACAUAAUCUGUUGGGUUUUUCUUAAAAACCAAUCUAAUAUUUUCUCUUUUAUGAAACAGUUCAGCAGUCUUUAUAAAGCUGUUCCACAAGAAAAUAUAACUAUAAAAGCAUGUAGUGUGUGUAGCAAUGAUUCAUGUAAACGACACCAUCAUCGCUCAAAUCCCUUAACAAAUUUAUAUCCUUCUGCAGAAUUAAAUACAGCAAUAGAAGAAUUUUAUAACAAAAUACUAGAUGUUUAUGUUUUGUCAUGGUACAAAACAUUUUCCAAUGAUAUAUCAUUCCCAAAUGAAUUAAGAGUUUGUUUGAGGCAUACAACAGCCACCUUUUUAACAAAAUUGCUGGAAUUUGAUGUAACAAAAGUAUUAACUACCAAGCUUAUUCCUUGUGCCAUUAAGCAUGUAGAUGACUAUAUGAGUAUUGAGCAAAUUGCAAAAAUAAGGAAUUCCCAAAUUAAUGAGAUUGCAGUUGACUACUUUGGUAAAAAGUUGCAUAUAGCUGCCACUAAUAGACAAAACGAAUUAAAUUAUGUAAGAAGUUUAACUUCAUGGUUAUUACCACACCUAGUACAUGAAGAUUGUUUAAAUUGCAAGAAUUUUUCCGUUAUGAUAAGAGAAAUAGUUUCCGUUUGGGUUUUAUUGCCGCUCAUGGAUUUUUUAGCAAAUCCACACAUGAUAAAUUUAUUGAUAAUAUUAGCAUGUACGCAUAAAAAUAAGUGGCCAACUAUUCAAUCUUCAGAAAAAGUGGAAUUUUUGUACAAUUUUAAAAGAAAGUACACCUCCAAUUCAUCCUUUACUUGUAGUCUGAAAGAUGUAUUAAAAUCAACAGAACUACUUUAUGUUUUUAUGCAAUUUUUGAAAAAGGAAAAUGCAGUACAUUUUUUACAAUUUUGCUUGGAUAUUGAGGAAUUUAAUGAUAAAUUACUAAAUCCUGAUUUGACAAAGAAGGAAUUAGAAUCUAUUCAUGAAAGUGCUCAAAAUUUGUAUAAAAUGUAUUUUGAUUCUGAAAGUUUCGAAUAUAUAGGAUGUUCACAACAAAUUGCUACUGAAUUUAAACACUUGCUUCAGAAAGGAAUUUACAAUAUAGUUAAAUUAAGAACAUCUGAACCUUUAUACCAAGCUUAUGAUUAUGCCUAUUCACAUUUAGAAUGUGAAUGGUUACCCUUGUUCUUUCACAGCAAUGAGUUUUACAACCAUAUUUGUGGAUCUAAAUUAACUCCAACGUUUUCCAAAGCGUCUGUAAUAAGAAGCCAACGAAGUUAUGAUUCAAUAAGUAAAGGACCAUCAAAAAUUAGUACAGGUAUUGGAAAAAUAAAAGUUGCUUUAAAACCUCAUCAAACGAUUGAAGGUGCUUUAUAUCCACAAGAGCAUCACUUAUUUGGUGAAAAAACAGCUGCUUACGUCGAAGAUGUGCUCUUGUCUGAUCAUUCGUCAGGUGCCUUCAGGGAUUUAAAUUCGUGGAAAGUAUCGAUAACGACUGUGGAUAUGCAACAAAUAAGCAGUUCAAAACAAAUCCACUUUUUUAAUAUUAACGUUCAUUGUAUUAGUAAAGCAUCAGAAAACGAAAUUCAACAGUGGACGGUUCGUAGGAAAGAUGAAGAUUUUUACAACUUGAAAUCAAAAUUAGUCGAAUUCCAUGGAGAAAACGAAAUUUGUAAUUCUCCGUUACCAACAAGAAGAUUCGCUGUACCUGUUGAAACCAGAAAGCAUAAAUAUGAAAUAUUCUUGAAAUCAUUACUGCAAAGGCCAAAUCUAAGGGGCAGUGAUUUACUAUUCACUUUUUUAACAACAGAACAAGAUUUUACAUUGUUCUUGAAUACAACAUCUAACUUUCCCUUAGUUGAUGACAUAGGAAAUAUAUAUCAGACAUUUGCAUUUAAAAUAAGGAAAGAAAGGGGGCAACAUUUGGAUACUUUUAUAAAUACGUAUUUGAAUUCUACAGGUUAUUCGAAAAGUAAAUUUGAUUGGGCUGAAGUAGGUGAUGAAGUGUAUGAUGAUGCCCAUCAGAAACUUUCGGAACCUAAACCUAUAAAAAGCUCCGUAUUUAAAAAUAACUUUAAUUUACCAGACAGAGUUUCUAAGGAGAGUUCAUGCACUUCUUCAAAUCCAAAUGGAUUGACAGAAUCACUGUUUUAUUUGUUCAAACACGUUUUUAAGGUUCCACAGAGUGUUUUAAAAUUGUAUGUGGCAUUCUGUAUUGUGUCUCAAACAACUACUGAAGCAAUUUUUGAGUCAUUUGUUGACUACAAGAUCAAACAUCUUCUAUCAGAAAGUAAUAUCGUUCAUUUAAUUCAUAUUUUAGAGGAUGUAAUAUUCGAAAACCAUCCACCACAAACCGAAGAAGAAUUGACUAUAAGAAAAAAGACUGCUUUUGAAGAAUUGGAGAAAUCUGUACCAACGCUUGCACAACUUAUAUUAGGAAAAAAUUUCCUUCCUGGACUGAGGAAUCUCUUGGACAUGUUACAAAAUCCUCUCUGCAAUAAACAGUUGAGUUACAACCUGCUGGACAUUAUUGUGGUAGAAAUGUUUCCAACUAUAGAUUCUGAUUAAUACAAUGUAUUGUAUAUAGCGUUUGUAUAUAUAUAAAAGGGUUAUAAAAUACAUUAAAUUGAGGAAAACGA
Messenger RNA from Agrilus planipennis (emerald ash borer), 2880 nucleotides. Its product is annotated as sorting nexin-14. The record is from RefSeq and is a predicted model, not a curated record. Bases 122 to 2809 code for a protein of 895 amino acids. Gene Ontology annotation, cellular component: late endosome. Gene Ontology annotation, molecular function: phosphatidylinositol binding. The transcript has 13 exons. Gene Ontology annotation, biological process: autophagosome maturation. NCBI's taxonomy places the organism in Eukaryota, Metazoa, Arthropoda, Insecta, Coleoptera, Buprestidae.